This is a messenger RNA of Homarus americanus (American lobster), 7224 nucleotides long. Its product is annotated as protein wntless-like. The transcript has 10 exons. Gene Ontology annotation, cellular component: endomembrane system; organelle membrane. Gene Ontology annotation, biological process: Wnt protein secretion; intracellular protein transport; Wnt signaling pathway. Gene Ontology annotation, molecular function: Wnt-protein binding. Bases 126 to 2504 code for a protein of 792 amino acids. The record is from RefSeq and is a predicted model, not a curated record. NCBI's taxonomy places the organism in Eukaryota, Metazoa, Arthropoda, Malacostraca, Decapoda, Nephropidae.
UCUGUGGGGCCUCGUACCACCACCAGCUGAGCCUGACAGUCCCGCACCAAGACGUAAACAAACCUGUGAGGACUGAUAGUAACCCAACCUGUGGCUCCCCGGGAAUACUCUCUGGACCGGUGGAUAUGCCACAGACUGCAAUAAAUAAAAUAAGUAUCCGAAAUUUUAAUAUCUUAGCAAUUACGUCGAUGAUGAUUGUUGUUACAACUGUAGCUAUCGGCACUCUGGUGGCACCAUCACCGUGGACUCACACAACAGUGAAAGGGACCAAGUGUGUGGCUCAGCACAGCUCCCAGCACGAGUGGUUCUGGCCUUCUGGUGUACACAAAUGCCACAGUGUCCCAGCUGGCGACCCCCUCAUGCAGAACCACCACCACCACAACAUCUCUCUGCGUCACAUCAUCUUUGCUUUCCAGUUCCCUCCAACAAAACAUGGAGCAUCCAGGUGGCAGCAGCGACUGGCAGGACUCUUACGCCUUCGUUUACUACAUGAGAAAGGCCGACAACCAGCCGCUGCCACAAAGCUGAGCCUGAUAACUCGUCUGGGCUAUACCGAUGGCGACGACCCUCAUCCCACACUGAUGGCUGCCAAGAUGCAGGACCGACAAAUAUCCUGCCACUUAAGAAAAGAGCAUAAAUUUGGGGGAUCAACGUAUGAUUGCUCCCCCAUGCCGCUGGUUGUCCUGUACAGCCUUUACCAUGACCACUACAUCAUCAAUAUCAAGGUUCCUGAUAUACCUGUAGAUGGUCCAGCAUCGAAAGAUUUUGAAAUUAACAAGGAAUUUAAUCACAUUGAAGACUUGUAUGUAUCGUUCAUCAGCCAAGACGGACGGUACACAAAGGUGCUCGUGGCACUCCAGACGGUGUUCUUUCCUGCCGUAGUCACACUGCUGGCUUGGUAUAUCCGCCUUCUCUGGCAACUUUGUUGGUCUUUUACCUACUUUCAAAUAAUGUUGCUCUUCCUUGCUGUGGCUCUUCUGCUGAUAAAUUGUCCCUGGACGUAUGUUACACUGCUGACCAACUGCCCAUGGGUCAUUAUCUUACAAGACCUCAGUCUUGGCUUCUUCUAUGGCACCUUUAUGACAUUUCUUCAUUUUCUUACUUAUUUUUAUUUAGAGCCUGUUAAACGCUGCCCAAAGGUCAGGACAGCGAUGGUUCAAGUGAUCGGUGGUUACACAGCAACGAUCUUCCUUAUAGAUGUCAUGGAACACGCUAUUCUUCUUCACAAUCCGCUGCCCUAUGUUUGGGAAUCUCUCCAUCUGGGACUGGCUACCAUCACAGUAUUACUCGUGGUUGCUUACCUCACCUACAUCACCAUCAGGGUCUACUCGGCAGUUAUUGUUGUGAGGAAUGGAAGCAAUAGAGAGGAGAAAAAGGGACUAGAUACAAUUACAAUUGAUAAGGUGUGCGAGUCUAAAGGAGCAGUAGCAGGAGUAAGAUGGAGGGAAGCCUUGAUGUUGGUGGUGUCCUGGCUCUGUGUCCUCCUCACUGCUGUGGAAUUUAUCAUCAAAAGGCUUCAUGAUGGAAUGUGGAUCUGGGAAGAUAUUUUUGGCAAUUUGGAAAUUGAGAACACGAGUGGCCUUCUGCUGGGUAUUUAUAGCAUGUGGAAUGUGUUCACAUUUGUUAUUCUGAUAGUGUACCCCCCAGUGUCCCCACCCAUCACUCCACAAGUUGACUUAGAAUCCACUACUGAGAGACAACCACAGCAACACACCCAACUUCGUUCUAGACCUCCUUUACGACGACAGGACGCAAUUGACAUCGUUAGUGAGGACUCCAUUGAUGAAGAUGCUACAAGCAACAUUGUAGUAAGUGGGAAUGCCACAAAUAGUGAUGCUGUUGUAACUCUUGGUGUCAUAAGUGGUGAUCGUAUCGUAAACACUGAUGGUGGAGUACGUGUGUACUUCAUAAGUGGUGAUCGUGUCCUUAGUCAUGAUGCUUAUGCAAGUGGUAAUGCUGCUGUAAAUGAUAAUGCUGUCAUCACUAAUGAUUCUGCCACCAAUAAUGAUGCUGCUAUAAGCAGUGGUGCUGCUAUAAGCAGUGAUGCUGCUAUAAGCAGUGGUGCUGCUAUAAGCAGUGAUGCUGCUAUAAGCAGUGGUGCUGCUAUAAGCAGUGAUGCUGCUAUAAGCAGUCAUAAUGCCAUAAGCAGUGAUGAUGCUAUAAGCAGUGGUGCUGCAAUAAGCAGUGGUAAUGCCAUAAACAGUGAUGAUGCUAUAAACAGUGGUGCUGCCAUAAACUGUGAUGCUGCCAUAUCCAGUAAUAAUGUAAGUAAUGUUGUUGCUACAAGUGGUGAUGUUGUUGCAAAUAGUGAUGUUGCUGAAAGCAGUGAUGCUUCUGUAUGUGGUAAUGCUUCUGCAGGUGGUAAUGCUGUCACAUUCAGAGAUGCUCUUGUGAAUGGUGAUGAUGCCUUAAGUGAUAUUGCAAUGAUUGAUGAUGAUGUCAUGAGUUACUCUGGCACCACAGAUGAUAAUGCUUCUGUAAAUGAUGAUUCUGUUUGUUUGUAAGUGGUGAUGUUGCUGGAAGCUAUGAUUUUAUUGUGCAGUGUUAAAUAACUAUAAUAUAACCAAAGUUUUUCUCGCCAAAAAUAUUAGGUGAGUAAAAUGACUAUGUACAGUAAAUGAUACAAGAGGGAUAAUGAGUGUUUUAAUGCUUCUAAAUAAAUUAACUAUAUGUGAGAAUUAGAUUAAAUUGUGACAGCAACAGGAUUAACCACAGUUACAUGCCAAACUAGUCAUUGCCAAAGGAACUGUGGGGCUGUGUGAGUUAUGAGUGUAAGCCGACUUUUGCCAAACUACUGUACAGGGGAGUCGAUAAUGUGUGCAUGUUUACAUUUUUUUUUUUUUUGCAGCCAGACUUAAUAACUGAACAUCAGACCAGGCAGUUACAUCAUUUUAGAGGGAAUAACCACAAACAUAUGUGCCAAACUGGUAAAUUAGUUUUUGCUACUACUGUAUUACAUUAUCUGAUGGACAGUUUUCACCAUCUUUUUGAGGUACAGUAUUAACUGUCAAAAUUUUAGAUGACUUAUAUGACAUUAUCAUCAAUGAUAGUAAGAUUGUGUGCUGCUUAUUAAGACCACAAAAGAAAAAUUAAAUAAUAGUAAUAUGAUUAAUUUAGAUUAAGUUCAAGUACUUUAUACAAUUCGCAAGUGUCUUGUACAAUUUAUUUUUCCACUUAGUUUUGGACACCUUUUGUACAGUGGAGUCUUGAAAAUUCACAAAAUACAAAUUUGUGUUCUUAAAUUUGUGGGUACAGGUACUGUACCUAUAUUACUACCUGUUUUUUUUUUUUUUCCAAUUUCAUGUCAAAUGUUCAUAAUUCACUGCCCAGCGCCAUCUGCCGCUGUGUUUGUUACAUAAGAAACCAUAAAAGUUGUGGAAAUAUCAUUUCAUUAUUCUAAUUUGCCUUGGAAAUAAUGAAAAUAAAAUAUAAAACUAUAAAAUAAUUUAUCUCCACAUUAAGCCGCCAACACACCUCUAAUCAGUUGGUGUCAAAUUAUCAAAAUUUCAAAGAAACCACCAAACUGACAGCCUAUAGGACGUAAGUAACAGGAGUUAUGACCUCACAUGACAAGGGUUACCCCCAUUGAUACCAGAUUAUGUGGGAGAGUGAAGGGUUGGAAGUUAGGGUAGAGGAUCACAGGUGCUGGCUCUGAUACAGAUAUACCACAAAAGGGAAUUAAACGUCAGCAAAAUUGUGGACAACUUUCAUGAUUUUUAGUGUUUAUUAAGCUGUUUUGGAACAGUUUAUGGGUACUUCAUGGCCUCUGGAACCAAACUACAGUGAUAUCCCAGCUAGCCUGAAUAAUUGGUGCAGAAUUCUUUCGGUACGAGAGAUUUCCGGGUAAUAAGACGACGUUCUCAAACCUGGACAAAUGCCACAUCCUCUGAAUUUUUCCAGGUGCUGGGAAAUUUUUCAGAGAGUUUAAACUACGUGUCUCGCACAAACAGACACUAUUCCACAUCCCCAUAAUGCUUCCGGGUGCUGGGAAAAGUUUUCCGAUUCUAAACUAUGCAUCUUGUAUAACAGACACAGAGCUGUAAUGUUUACUACUGUAUACACUACAAGUAUCCCCUGAUUUACGAUAUCCCUGUCCAUGAUAUUUCAUUCAAACGAUGGUGAUAUAUUAAGACCACCCCCCCUAUUUACAAUUAAAAAAAAAUUUUCAUACACGAUGGUCAUCAUCUGGCCAACGUGGAAUAUGGAAUAGUACGUCUCUCAGUGCACUUGUCAGCUGUGGUCUACCCGCAUACUACCAUGCGGCCACCCGGUGCACAACAGUCCCUAACUUUGUUCCAUGGUGAUCGCACAAGCCCGUAAUCGUGUUACUCAACUAUUCAGUCGGUAUCGAUGUCGUUACUUAUCAUCAGUGUUUUUUUGGUUUGUUUUGGUUUUUGCUAUGUUUUUUGUGACUCUAGUGCUUUGCCUCUGUUGUUGUGAACAUGAUGUGAGCAGUGUCGGCCGCUAUCAUUGUUUUUAAGUUAUCAUCGUUCGCUCUGUUUUUGUGACAAGUGCUUUCGCUCUAUUUUUGUGACUAUGAAAUGAGCAAUGUAACUUUGAAAAUGUCUGGAAACGCCAAGGCGCCAAGGAAAACCGUGUCUUUAGAGGUGAAUUUUGACUUUGUGAAGCUGUGUGAGGAGUCAGAGUGAUGUCUCCACGACACCUUCAAGAAGCCCUUUAACCCUGAAGGUGACAUGUGAUGAUGACCAGGUUUGUUCUUAAUGAUGUGGUGAGUAUUGUUUAAUUGUUUUAUGUAUAUUAUUAUGAGGGUGUCGGACUGGCUGGGAACGUAUCCAAUUGAACCCUGUGUCCUAAUGAUCCUGAUUUACGAUAUUUCAACCAGUAGUAAUGGGUUUUUCAGGAACAUAACCCCAUCGUAAAUAGGGGGAUGCUUGUAUAUAAAUAAAUAAGAUAUAAUACCCUGUACCAGAUGCUGCCGUCUUGAGUUUAUGACACAGGCUCGCCAAAUGGUGAUAUGAUGAUACAAGAUGGCCUUCCUAUGACCUGUAUCAUAUGCUGUGGCAGCUGGUGCUAACUGUUACUCUCCUCCAUGAAGCAGAGAGGCAAGUGAAGAGUGACACAAAUGACUUCCACCGCCGAUGAAGUGCUGGGUGGUGGUGAUGGACAGUGUGAUGGUGAGGCAUGUGGUGGUGGUGAUGGAAAGUUCUGGGGAUUAAAGAUUCCAGCUAAUGGAGAGAUUACUAUUAUUUCCAUUUUAAUCAGUGAAAUUAUAAUAUGCAAUUUGAUAAUUCAUGAUGUCUUCUGGUACCUAACCCGUGAAUUAUAAAGACUCCACUGUAUCACUUAGAGCAGAACGCUGUGUGUAUGAAAACUCUCUCUUACACACACUUGAAACUGAACAUCUUUUAAUCUGCAAGUGUCAAAGAUUGUACAGCAGCACUAGAAGUAUUUGAUGUUGAAUUUUGCUUAUUGGCUUCACUCCCUUGUGGGCAGCUGUUGACACUUAAUUUCAGUCUGAAAUAAUAAUUAAAAAAAAAAGGGAGAUCUAAAGCGCAAAGAUGGACACUAAUAAAACAAUUUAUAUUUUGAAAAGAACUAACGAAUUCUGUAUAAUGAGUACCUGGUACAGUACUGUAUUUCAUCAUCAGAUGGAAGACUGUUUUUUUUUUUUUUUGGUUUAGAAGAUCUCUGAUGAUCAUAAAUUAUUGAACAUAACUUAAAUACCGGUAAUGCUUUAUAAAGAAACUGUCAGCAGUGUGUUAGAAUUAAUAUUCUAUUUUAUACAGCAAGGCAAAGAGAAUUUUUGGAAAUUAUAAUAUACGUAUAUAGUAUAUAUAUAAUAAUUAUAAUAAUAAUAAUAAUAAUCUCGAGGCAAUGUGGAUUUUGCUUUAAAGGAGAGGGAAACAAAUUAAACUUAAGUUUUAAAUAAACAUUUUCAAAUGAAUGAACUUGUGUUUUAUUGGUUAGAGCCUCAUCAAACUGUACCUAACUCAAAGCUAUGUUUGUUGUUUGUUAAGUUAGAAAGGAUUGAUUUGGUUCUAACAAAACUUUACUUAAUCAAGCCCGGUUUGUUUGGAAAUAUUUAUUAGCCUAUUAAAUAUACUGUAGUAGACCCUCAAUAGAGAAACAAAUUGAUAGAGCACCAACUUCCAAUAUAGACCAAAAUACUGAUUGAGAAUAAGUGAUCCCAAUAGAGAACAUCGAUCUCUGAAAUAUAAUUUUGCUUGAUGUUUCCAUGCUGUCCAUAUUCCACACAGUACUUUAAGGCCACAUUUGAGCACCAACUUUCAUGACACAGUGGCUUACAUAUGAUUACUUUCCUCAAAAAUAAAUACUGUAUACUGUACCUGUUUAGUAAUUCAGUUGAUAAAGUAUACUGUACUGUACAUUUCUUACCAACAUUAUGAUUAUCAUGUUGCUUAAUUGUGUAAGCACCAUGCAGUGAUGACCAAGGCUUUACUAUGUAGACAAGUCAAACUGAUGAUGGAGCAAUAUAAGGACAAGAAAUGUAUUAACUGUGUGAAAUGCAGAAUAAGAGCAGGAAACUUGUGAGCUACAUUUUUGUUUAGGCAGCUACCAGGUUGGCAGAGAAUGACAUGGGCAAAGAUUUAGUUUAUUCAUCAAAUCUAUGGCAUAUUAUUUCUACAUUAUUGUGUCUCGCUAUUCCAUGCAAUUGCUUCUAGCUGUGUGCCAAUGGUACCUUAUUGCUAAAUGCUGAUUUUUUCCCCCUAUGCAUACAAGCCUUUUUCUGCCAUGGUGCAGGGUGUCCCAUACAGCUGAAUUUUUUCUGAAUCUUAUUAUUCAAUAGCUAGUGGGUUAGCCAGUACCUUGACAAGCUGUUUUUCCAUUAUUGGUAAGUGCACCCAAUACUGCACAAGUACACUUAUUUUUCUGAGCACAAGGGUUAGUAUACAAGAAGGGAACCCAAUCCUCCACUCUGAUGAGGAAUCUAAACCACAACCUUUCACUUGUAAAGAAAAAUGCACUACCAAUAAUCUACAGACCCACUACAGUAUACGAGUGAGAUGUAGUGAAAUAUGUUGGUGAAGUUUGUUACAGUAUAUUUAAUGUUACAGUACAAUACAAUGUACAGUAAUUUUAAUUUAGUGUAAAUGAAUAAAGUUCAAUACAGUACAGUACUGUGUGCUGAGUGAAUACCACACAAAUGGUAUCUGUUGCCAUGUCCUAUCAUUCGCUAGUUUGUUCUCUAGUGUACAUAUUCAUACUGUAUUGUAAUUAAAUUUUGUAUAACAAUAUUAAUCA